AGCCGCGAAGUAAGGAAGACGUGCCAUUAUAAUCUCAUGCAGUGUUUUCAAAGUGAACGAUUUUGGUCAUGACUUAAGAUUUAUUGUUAGUGAAUCAAAUAUUUCAACGUCAUUAAAAAUUCUGGACAGCUGUGCUGAUGAAGAGCAACGCUUUAGUAUGAAAAUUAAGGAGAAUCGUUGACAGUAGAACUAGCGAUGCCUCAUUAUUCGAGCAUUCGAGAACGAGCGAGCGUAAGCGCGCUGUGUAAUAUUUAUGAGACUGAGGAGCUAAAGAAGAAUAAAGCCUUCAGGUACUUCACUGCAGCGUCUGACUCCAGGGUUCUUGUUGUGGACCCAGAGGCAGGAGUACACGACGGUAACUGGAGAGAUAAUCGACACUCGGAUGGCAAGAGCGUUGAGUUUAUCACGGCCACCGCGGGAGACUACAUCUGGAUCGAGCCCACCUCUCGCCGGGAGUUCGACGUGGCCAUCGGAGCUCGCGUCGUCAGCGCCGAAGGACGCAGAAUACAAGUCAAGGAUGACGAUGAUAAUGAGUUAUGGCUUACGCCGGAGCGUCGCAUCAAGGCGAUGCACCCGACGUCUGUUCAGGGCGUCGAGGACAUGAUCAGCCUGGGCGACCUGCACGAGGCUGGCAUCUUGCGUAACUUGCUCAUCAGAUACAACGAAAACCUCAUAUAUACCUACACGGGCUCGAUUUUGGUUGCAGUCAACCCAUACCAAAUUCUGCCAAUUUACACCGUCGAGCAAAUCAAGCUGUACAGGGGCAAGAAGAUCGGAGAGCUCCCGCCACACAUCUUUGCAAUUGGCGACAGCUGCUACAACAACAUGAAGAGAUUCAGACAAGACCAAUGCAUCGUUAUCAGUGGUGAGUCUGGAGCCGGCAAGACUGAGAGCACGAAGCUCAUCCUACAAUACCUCGCCGCCAUUUCCGGCAAACACUCUUGGAUUGAACAACAAAUUUUAGAAGCGAAUCCUAUUCUGGAAGCUUUUGGUAACGCCAAGACCAUCCGAAACGACAACUCUUCAAGAUUUGGCAAGUACGUCGACAUCCACUUCUCGAAAGAAGGUGUAAUAGAAGGCGCUAGAAUAGAACAAUACCUUCUUGAGAAGUCCCGACUUGUGUCCCAAGGUUCUGAUGAAAGAAACUAUCACAUCUUCUACUGCAUGCUUGCCGGCAUGACGAGGGAGGAAAGACAGAAACUGGAACUUUCAGAUGCUUCCAACUACAGCUACUUGACUGGGGGCGGAAGCAUCACGUGCGACGGCCGUGACGAUGCCAGGGAGUUCGCCGACAUCAGAUCUGCCAUGAAGGUCCUCAUGUUCAGCGACUCUGAAGUCUGGGAGAUCCUUAAGCUGCUCGCGUCUAUCCUCCACAUGGGCAACAUCAAAUUCAGGGGCAAGGUUGUCGACAACCUGGACGCGACGGAAGUGCCAGACAUGACAUCCCUGAUCCGAGUCGCCAAAUUCCUCGGUUUGGACUCCCGUAACCUGAAGGAGGCCCUCACACUGAAGACCAUCUUCGCUCAGGGCGAGACUGUCGUCUCCACUCUGAGCCAUCGCCAUGCGAUGGACGUAAGAGAUGCGUUCGUCAAAGGUAUCUACGGACGACUCUUCAUUUGGAUCGUCACUAAAGUCAACGCCGCAAUUUAUAAACCUCAUUCUCAGACUAGGACGUCAAUUGGUAUUCUCGACAUCUUUGGCUUUGAAAACUUCAAAAUAAACAGUUUUGAACAGUUCUGCAUCAACUACGCAAACGAGAACUUGCAGCAGUUCUUCGUGCAGCACAUCUUCAAGCUGGAGCAGGAGGAGUACAACGCGGAGAACAUCAACUGGCAGCACAUCGAGUUUGUCGACAACCAAGACACUCUCGACAUGAUCGCCAUCAAGCAGCUCAAUAUCAUGGCUCUCAUAGACGAAGAAUCAAAGUUCCCCAAGGGAACUGAUCACACGAUGUUGCUGAAGCUGCACAAGCAGCAAGGCUGGAACAAGCAAUACCUGAAACCAAAGUCUGACUUGAAUCACUCCUUCGGCAUCAAUCAUUUUGCCGGGGUUGUGUUCUACGAUACCAGAGGUUUCCUAGAGAAGAACCGUGACACGUUCAGCGCCGACUUGCUGCAGCUAAUCCACAACACGAGCAACAAAUUUCUCCAGCAUUUAUUCAUCGAUGACAUCAGCAUGGGUUCAGAGACGAGGAAGCGAGCUCCUACGUUGUCGGCUCAGUUCAAAAAGUCUCUAGACGCCCUCAUGAAGACCUUGUCCAACUGCCAGCCCUUCUUCAUCCGCUGUAUCAAGCCCAACGAGUACAAGAAGCCCAUGUUGUUCGACCGCGAGCUGUGCUGCCGCCAGCUGCGUUACUCCGGCAUGAUGGAGACCAUCAGGAUCCGCAGGGCGGGCUACCCCAUCCGCCACACCUUCAGGGAGUUCGUCGAGCGCUACAGGUUCCUCAUCCACGGAUGCCCGCCCGCUCACAGAGUUGACUGUUUUGCUGCGACCACAAAAAUUUGCCGGGAGGUGCUGGGAAAGUCGGACUAUCAGUUGGGCCACACUAAAGUUUUCCUGAAGGAUGCCCACGAUCUGUUCCUGGAGCAGGAGAGGGACAGAGUCCUGACGAGGAAGAUUACCAUCCUGCAGCGAUGUGUUCGAGGCUGGUACUACAGGAGGAGGUACAAGAAAAUGCGUGAGAGUGUCAUAAUAAUCCAGAAGAACUGGCGAGCCUGGGCGCAGAAGAGGCGCUACAAGAACAUGCGUGUUGGCUACAUGCGCCUGCAGGCGCUCAUCAGGUCGCGGGUUGUGUCUCAUCGCUUCAGACACUUGCGCGGCCACGUCGUCGCCCUGCAGGCCCGCUGUCGAGGCUUCCUGGUACGUCGUGAAGUGGCGCACCGCAUGUGGGCGGCGACGAGAAUACAGGCGCAGGUGCGCGGGCUGAUCGCGCGCCGGCAGUACCGGCGACUCAAGAAACGCGUAGAAGCCGCGAGACUCAAGGAAGAGGAGGAACAGGCGCUCAGGAAACAAAUGAACAAAAAGAAAGCCAAAGAAAUAGCUGAAAUUCAGUACAGGGAGCGAAUGGUGCAAAUGGAGCAAGAAGAAGUUCUCAGGACGCAGAAGGAGCGAGAGCUCCUAGAAAAGAAACGUCAGCUCGUCCACGAUGUCGAGAGACGACGAGACGAGCCGGUGGACGAUUCCCAACUUGUCGAGCAAAUGUUCGACUUCUUGCCAGACUCUGCGUCAGAGACGCAAGUGCCUCCCACGGCUUUCAAGGUGUCGCAUGUGUUCAGUUCAAGAUUAUAG
This is a messenger RNA of Hyalella azteca, 3288 nucleotides long. RefSeq names its product myosin-VIIa. Bases 196 to 3288 code for a protein of 1030 amino acids. Gene Ontology annotation, molecular function: ATP binding; cytoskeletal motor activity; protein binding. Gene Ontology annotation, cellular component: myosin complex. NCBI's taxonomy places the organism in Eukaryota, Metazoa, Arthropoda, Malacostraca, Amphipoda, Hyalellidae. The record is from RefSeq and is a predicted model, not a curated record. The transcript is spliced from 19 exons.